Messenger RNA from Linepithema humile (Argentine ant), 2450 nucleotides. Lineage: Eukaryota; Metazoa; Arthropoda; Insecta; Hymenoptera; Formicidae. The record is from RefSeq and is a predicted model, not a curated record.
AUGCAGAAUACUUUAUUGCAGCGCCAGCAUCGCUGGCGCUCCAGUCGACGCUAUAAAGAUGAUUCUUGCGGCAGUCACAGCCGCUUCGUCGACGUGAUCAGACGUUGUACAAUCGUCCUUACAAAAGUGGAUCCGUCGCAUUCGACGAGAAGCGCGCGAGGAAAUGACUCGGAUGGUGACUUAUGUCUGAGUAGUGCUACCGGCCGUGGAGUACAAGUGUCUGACGGACAAGAACAAAAACAAGGAGGAGGACGAUGUAGCAAGAGAAAAUGGAGGAAAGCAGGACGAGGAAGAGGAGGAGGGACGAGAGGGGACAAACUGCAUGUACGCAGGAGCUACAGACUGCUGCUGCUUGCAUUAUGCCUUCUGGCAUGGCCCUCGCUGUGUUCGACUAGUCCUUCGGGUCAUCUUGUUUCCACUUUUGCACAAAACCCGACUCUCUCGAACGCAAAAAGCCCCGUGCAACGAGAGAAGUCUAAGCCGUCGGACGCGUCAUCAAGUCGUCAACCGGACGUUCAGAGUAGCGAUCAUGACGAUUGUUCUCAGCAACCUGAAGCGCAAGGAUCACAGCAGGAGAAGAACAGAAGAGCGGAAGAGCUGCAGCAAGAAGAGGAGAAAAAACCCGGUCACAUCUAUAAAGAAUAUCUCUGGGAGAUGAACCAAAUAAAUCCCUGGUUGUCGGCGUGCGAUCUGACGAGAAAAAAUUCGGAGGAGUCUCACGGUAGUUGUGGUCCAGUGGACAUAUCAAAGCACUGCCCAAAACCAUGCGCUGCAAAAACGUCGGAUUAUUUCUUCGAGGUAAUCAAGAGUGCGGGGUUCAACAACACGAGAAUGACAACGCAGACAAACGCUGACAACGGAAACGGGAUGAAAAAGAGUGUACAGAUGAAUCGGUGUUCUUUUUACCUUGAUAAAUCGCACAAACAGUUGGGCAGUCCAACGGACAUUUGUCAGAAUGAUUUCGGUAAAAAUAGCGCGCACAGUUUUUCAACCACAAGGCAGAAUCGAUUUUGGUUUAUAAAGGGGUUGCGUCUGCGGCACUGUUGCGAGCACGUGGUGGUCAACGCCCUGGCGACCGGCAAAGGUGGCCCGCUUGAGGAUGUACUAAACGGUGAUCUAAAAUGCCGCACAGCAUUGAAGAAUCUAUUAUUCAUCGACGAUAUGGCUUCGAGACUCUAUUGCGAGUUUGAGGAGAUAAUGAGACGUUUUGACUGCCGUCAGACAUACUCUGUUGUUCACACCUGCAACGAUUGUAGGGAAGCAUAUAGGAAAUGGAUGUGCAGCUCUCUUGUGCCUCACUUUGUUUAUAAAGAAACAAACGAGCAAGCAACAACUCCAAAAGACAAUUGGACUGCUAGCAGACUGAGGCCUUGUCGAUCUGUCUGCUACGCUGUGGAGCAACGUUGUCCUUAUUUACUUCCGACCGAUCGCGCUCCUGGACUCUCCACGCAGUACGCUGGUGAACCCACUUUUCUUUGUGGAGAUCCGGAGAUCCCAGAGACCGGUGAACAGGCUAGAAAGUCGAUCAUUGCCAGUCCCGGUGAGUGCUGUUACUAUUCAUGUGUCGAGGACGAUCCAAAAGCGGGUCUCUGCGACAAUUGUACAGAGGCGUGGAAACAUGACAGGAUCAACGAUUUUCCAACAGCACCUCAUUGCGAUCCUCCAAAAUCUGCUUCUACUGAUGCGCCGGUUUUACAGACGGUCGACAGUACUACCGCUUCUACAUCAUCCACCUUGGCUCCGCCAACUACAACCGUCGACCAGGACACGUUGUUCUGCGGCAAUGGUCGAAUUGGGCGCGUCAACACGUCCAUGUCCUUUUCAAAUUCACCGACCAUUUUAUAUAUCUAUAUGGUGUUACUUUUAACAUUACUUAUUUAACAUAAAGACAUUUAUAAAUUGAUGUGUGUGUGUGUGUGUGCGUGCGCGCGCGCGCGCGCGUGUGUUAUACCAUGUGUGUGUGUGUGUGUACGCGCGCGCGGAUGUUAUACCAAUGUGUUGAUUCACCGAGAAGGAUCUGAAGAAUUGCAAUAGAUGUUUUCUUAUAGAUCAGUAAUCUAACUGCCUGACUUGCCAGUCGAACGGGCAGCUGUUUUGCCUGAAAACAAAUCAACGAUUAGAAGAAUUCAUUUCUUAUUACUCUGUUUACAUCAGAUGCCUAUAUGACGGUCCCUUUUUCGAUAAAGAAACUUAAUUCUUAUCACUAAGGCCGGAACCAUAUUGUGUGCUGUUUUAAGGGACUAGAAACGAAGAUAAAGGUAUUAAAAUAAAAAAGAGUUCAUUGACACUUAACAAUAUUUAAGACAUAGAAAAAUUAUUAAGUAUUAUAUAUAGUACAUAUAUUAAUUAUUCUUAACUAUUAAAUAUGUCUAGUGUGGGUGUGUUUGUGUUUAUGUUUGUGGAAGAGAAUUAAUAUUAAUAAUCGUAAACAAUAAGAUUAAUAUAUAUAA